This is a messenger RNA of Anthostomella pinea, 2160 nucleotides long. Lineage: Eukaryota; Fungi; Ascomycota; Sordariomycetes; Xylariales; Xylariaceae. The record is from the annotation of a GenBank genome assembly.
AUGGCGGACCGCGCAAAUUCCGAUGGGGCGCUGCUAGUGAGCAGAUGUUAUUGCGAGACUGGCCGUGAGAGACAUCACAUCCCGCAGGCAGUCCAGAUUCCAUUCGAAACUGAGCCAUUCUCAGGCGCCGGGGAUGAGAGCGACAACUCGGAUAUAACAGACGGCCCUGGCAACGCUGUGCCUGAGGCAUUGCUCCCCCAGUUGUACGGACCAGUCCUUGAAGACGGAGACGACCCAGCCGGGUUUUGGUUUGAAGUGGAUUGGGUUGUAGACGAGGGCGACGAGGGCGACGAGGGCGACGAGGGCGACGACAUUGAUGUCGACGAAGCACCUGAGCCAAUGGCCCACGAAUCUGAUAGCGACGAAGCACCUGAGCCUCCGGCCCACGAAUCUGAUAGCGAAGACGACGAGGAGCCUCCGCAGAUUGCCACAUGGCGGCUUAAUCUCACCGCUCUAUCCCACGUCAGCAAUUUCUAUGUCGUGGCAUAUAGAAACAAGAUUUAUAUAUCGCGGCCGCGUAGCUGUGUCACCAGUGCUCUGCCAGCGAAGCCGGAUCUUGUUCUGAAGCCUCCACAAAGUAGCGAAGGCAUCGUGGUGGGUGGCCAUGUGGAUGCCAAUUUCCCACAUCAGGUCAACCAUCUUAUCAUCAGCGACUUUGGGGAGGAGGAAAUCCUUCUACUCGCCUACGAUGACGGUGAUGUGAUCGCCUACUACACCCGCCACAUUGAGCAUGAGCUUCUCCGCCUUGAGAGUGGCGAUAUACAGGGUAGCUCAGAGAUAUCUCCUCAACCCUUCUUCCAUGAAAAUGUUGGCAAGUCGGCAUGGGGCCUUGCAGUUCACAAGAAAUCUCGCCUCAUUGCCGUUGGCUCCAAUGCCCGCGAAGUCAGGGUAUUUAUAUUCGCCAUAACAGGAUUUGAAUGCAUACAUCCGCGGGGACCGAUCCCAGAGCUUUUCAGAGAGCUCGUCAAAUAUGAGCACGGUACGCUCUGGCCCGAAGAACCACCUGCCGAUUGGGGCAAGGGACCAGCCGAAAAAAUGGAAUAUAUGGUGAGGCGUCGAGAGAUGAACUGGUGCCUUAUCCUAGCAACGCGAUCGCUGGGGCACAAUAUCCCAAACGUCGCAUUCGCUGAUGACACUGCUGGAGAGGCCGACAAAGUCGCAGCAAUAGACGUCAAGGGGACCCUCUGGUUGAUGGACAUCUGGAAUUUGUACAAAAGUCCUCACACACGGAUCCCAGGUGUACAUCGUGCACAUGCCCGGGCACCUGACGCACCUGAUUUGCUACCCCAAUAUCCUCUGGGCUGGGGCGUCCUCGUUUUGCCCAACAGUAGUUUUAUGCCAAUGAGGGACUACCACGGCUGCCUUGGACUGAAGCCAUCUGAUGCGAGAUACGUGUCAAAUGAUAGGAUCGGUCGUUGGAUUGAUACUAGCGACGGCCUUUAUCAUUUGCAGAAUAACUCAAUAGAUCAUCCAUGGGUGAGAUCGGGCGACACGCGACACUUCGCCAUAAACAUCGGAGAUCAAGGAGCGAGCCCGUCUCGAUGGUAUAACCACUCGGAAGGUAAAGCGCUACAAGAAGAUGCCGCGCCGGGCACUGCUCCGAGUGCAACCAGACGUUCGCUAGUAUGCCCCGUUCUGAAAGAUGGAAGCUCCAUCAUGCGCACGUACGAGAUGGACAUUGAACUUCGCAGUCCUGAAGACGGUGGUGUGGGUAUAAUGUGUGAUAAAGUCACGGUGCAGAAUCGGCCACAGGGGGCGGUUUUACCGUCGAUUGGGAUAUCACAUGAGCGGCUGGCCACGUUGAUACAUGUACCAGAGCUGUCACUUGUCGUGGCGGGCUCCAUGUGCGGGCGAGUGGUUCUCAUCACCUUGACUCGUCCCAGUUCUGAAAAUGUCGCCUUCGAUACUGGCUUCAAAAUCGACAGAAUCAUCCCGACCAAACAGGAAGAGGACGACCAGCUACGACCCAUCUGUCCACUGCUGGGGGUAGCGAUCGCACCGAAGCCCUUCUUCCGGAAGCCGGGAAUGGCCGGUGAACCACAAGGUCCGCCGCGAUUCCGGCUCAUGCUCCAUUACUAUGACCUUCGGAUUCUGAGCUACGAGGUGUAUCGCAACCUGGCAACAGGGGAUCUGGGGGUGGGAGAGUUGUCGUUCUUCUGA